Messenger RNA from Hyaena hyaena (striped hyena), 3681 nucleotides. It is a transcript of the gene CXCR2, whose product is annotated as C-X-C motif chemokine receptor 2. Lineage: Eukaryota; Metazoa; Chordata; Mammalia; Carnivora; Hyaenidae. Gene Ontology annotation, biological process: G protein-coupled receptor signaling pathway; neutrophil chemotaxis; immune response. The transcript has 3 exons. Bases 24 to 1505 code for a protein of 493 amino acids. Gene Ontology annotation, cellular component: membrane. Gene Ontology annotation, molecular function: C-X-C chemokine receptor activity; interleukin-8 binding. The record is from RefSeq and is a predicted model, not a curated record.
CAUAAGCCAGCUCAGGGAAAGGGAUGGUGGAUGGGGCAGAGGGGCGAGGAGGUAGGACCCUCAAGGAUGUGAGAGGCACUGUGUUCCACAGCCAGUGCAGGAAUUUACCAGAAAGAGAAGAAGGGACACUUCUCACGCUGACCCUAGAAGGAAGGAAGAAGGUAUGCAACAAGGGCACGCAAGCGUGUUCAUGGGACCGGAGUUGCCCACAUCUUCCUUGUAAAGAAGGAGGUGUGGUUUUGGCACGCUCAGAGACAGAGGUGGACAACGCACACCUCCACCUUCAGACUGGCAGACUACUCCAGAAGCCAUUAGGCUUUCAGCCCCGACUGCUUCCAGCCCUGAGUCACAGAGGAGGUAUCAGUGACCACUCCAGUGACAACAGCAGCUAUAGUAGCGACUACAGGCCGGGAUUUAAGUUUGCUUCAAAGAUGGAAAUGGACUGGGAUAAUUACAGCUUGGAAGAUCUCUUCGGUGAUGCAGAAAAUUAUAGUUACAACACUGACCUGCCUUCUAUUCUAUCAGACUCAGCCCCAUGUAGGCCAGAAUCUCUGGAAAUCAACCAGUAUGCCAUCGUGGUCAUCUAUGCCCUGGUUUUCGUGCUGAGCCUGCUGGGAAACUCCUUAGUGAUCCUGGUUGUCUUAUACAGUCGGGUCAGCCGCUCUGUCACUGAUGUCUACCUGCUGAACCUGGCCAUAGCCGACUUGCUCUUCGCCCUGACCUUGCCUAUCUGGGCUGCCUCCAAGGCAAAGGGCUGGAUCUUUGGCACACCCCUGUGCAAGGUGGUCUCUUUUCUGAAGGAAAUCAACUUCUACAGCAGCAUCUUGCUGCUGGCCUGCAUCAGCGUGGACCGCUACCUGGCCAUCGUCCAUGCCACACGCACACUGACCCAGAAGCGGCACUGGGUCAAGUUCAUAUGCAUAGGCAUCUGGGCUCUGUCCCUGAUCCUUUCCCUGCCCAUCUUCAUCUUCCGCAGGGCCUUCAAUCCUCCCUAUUCCAGCCCAGUCUGCUAUGAGGACCUGGGUGCCAAUACUACAAAAUGGCGGAUGGUGAUGAGGGUCCUGCCCCAGACCUUCGGCUUCCUCCUGCCCUUGUUGAUCAUGCUGUUUUGCUAUGGACUCACCCUGCGCACGCUGUUUGAGGCCCACAUGGGGCAGAAACACCGGGCCAUGAGGGUCAUCUUUGCUGUCGUGCUCGUCUUCUUGCUCUGCUGGCUGCCCUACAACCUGGUCCUGGUGGCAGACACCCUCAUGAGGCUCCGGGUGAUCAAGGAGACGUGUGAGCGCCGCAGUGACAUUGGCCGGGCCCUGGAUGCCACCGAGAUUCUGGGCUUCUUCCACAGCUGCCUCAAUCCCCUCAUCUAUGCCUUCAUUGGUCAGAAGUUUCGCCAUGGACUCCUCAAGAUCAUGGCCAUCCAUGGGCUCAUCAGCAAGGAGCACUUGUCCAAGGACGGCAGGCCUUCCUUCGUUGGCUCUUCUUCAGGGAACACUUCUACUACCUUCUGAGCCCCUGCCCCUGUUGCAGCCCCUCAGGGCUCCUGCCUGGCCCUCAGCACCCCAUUCCAAACCUCAUGCCCAGUAUCAAGGCAGCCUCCAUAUCAAGGCAGCCUCUGUUGUGGUUACAAGAAGUUACUGGGCCAUGUCCUUGUCAGACCCCCAUUGCAUGGUUUAGAAAACCUGCCCUGGGGGCCCCUCCCCUUACUGUAGUUGCUAUGUCAGCAGCUAGAGCUCAGUCCAUCCUACCACUGAGCCUAUAGCACUCUGGUCUCAGAGACACUUAGAGACAUUUAAAAGACAUUCUUUUUAAGUGACUACAGAAAGUUCCCACCAUUGGGAGCCAUUAGUGGCAAAUGGCAUUAGUUGCUGCCCCAACUCUCCCUUUCUUGCCUGUCAGCAAAGUCCACUUCCCUCGAGAGAGGCCAAAAAAGCCAGGUACUUCCUUUCUAAGACUCCCUUAUGCUGGGAGUGGUCUUAUCAUUCACUUCUGACUAAUAAGAUUCAAGGGCAAUAGUGUGCCGGUCAAUCAUUCUGGGGAAAAAAGUCCUGACUUGUAGCAUUUGCCAAGUUGUCUGGUUUAAAUGCUCCCACCGUGGCGAUUUCAAGGGUGGUGGUGUUUAGUAACCAGCUCACAAAAAUCUAGGAAAUGUAAUGAUCUGCUUUCACAAACAGGUACAAACUGGCUUCAGCACACCAUUGCUUAAGAGGAAAUCUGCUGGGGCCGGAGGAUUCCCGAGUAGUAUUCCUGAUUGAAAAAAGAAAGGCAUACACACACACACACACACACACACACACACAUCCUUGAUUCUUGCCGUUAAAUGUGGUUGUAGGAUAUAAUGUGACAAAGAGGCAAAAAGUAUACCAAACACACUUAGGCAGAUGGAGUUAAAGAAUAAAAAGGACCAGAGAAUGAAUAGCCCAGAAGGAAACCUAAGCAUAAAUGGUCAAAUGGUUUUCAACGAGGGCACCCAGACCCUUCAAUGGGGAAAGGAUAGUCUUUCAACAAAUGCUGCUGGGAAAACUAGAUAUUCACAUGCAUAAGAAUGAACUUGGUCUCUUCCCUUACACUAUACACAAAAGUUAACUCAAAAUGGAUUGAAGACCUAAACAUGAGAGCUUCAGUGAUAAAACCCUUAACAGAAACAUAGAGGAAAAGUUUUAUAACAUUGAAUUUGACAUUGGAUAUGACACCAAAAGCACAAGCAACAAAAGAAUGAAUAGAGAAAUUAGAUUUCAUCAAAGGUGAAAGCUUGUGUACAUCAAAGGGUACCAUCAACAAAGUGGAAAGGGAAACCAUGGAAUGGUUGGAAAUAUUUGCAAAUCAUAUAUCUUAUACAGGUUACUAUCUGCAAUAUAUAAAGAAUUCGUACGAUCCAACAACAACAGAUAGUAACAAGUGUUGCCAAGGAUACGGAAAAACUGGUGGAACCCUUGCGCACUGUUGGUGGGAAUGUAAAAUGGUGCAGCUGCUGUGAAAAACAGUGCCUCAAAAGAUGACAUCUAGAAUUACUAUAUGAUCCGGCCAUUUCACGUCUAAGUGUAUACCCAAAAGAAUUGAAGACAGAGCCUCAAACAGAUAUUGGUACACUAGUGUUCAUGGCAGCAUUAUUCACAAUACCCAAAAGAGGAAAACAUCCCAGAUGUCCUUCAAUGGAUGAUGGAUCAACAAAAUGUUGGAUAUACAUACAAUGGAAUAUUGUAUUCAGUCUUAAAAAUGAAUGAAAUUCUGAUACAGGCUACAACAUGUCUGAACCUUGAAAACAUUACACUAAGUGAAAUCAGCCAGACAGAAAUAUUGUAUGAUUCCAUUCAUCAGAAGUACCGAGAAGAGUCAAGUUCAUAGAGAUGAAAGGUAAAAUAAUAGUUACCAGGAGCUGGGGAGAGGAGAAAAUGGGAAGUUAUUGUUUAAUGGGUAUAGAAUUCAGCUGAGGAAGAUGAAAGGUUUCGAAGAUGGCUCGUGGUGAUAAUUGUGCAACAGUGUGGAUGUGCCUAAUGCCCCUAAACUGUAUACUUAAAAAUGGUAAAAAUGGUAAAUUCUGUUAUCUGUAUUUUACUACAAUGAAAAAAAAAAAAGAAAACAAAGAACUAGUUCCCAAAAGACAACCUUUAGCCACUGAACCAACCAUGGAACUAUCUACCAAUAACUUCUUGUUAAAGGAGAGAAUUAAAUGUCUUUUUUUUUUUU